This is a messenger RNA of Paramormyrops kingsleyae, 2177 nucleotides long. RefSeq names its product transmembrane serine protease 5 (gene tmprss5). Gene Ontology annotation, biological process: proteolysis. Gene Ontology annotation, molecular function: serine-type endopeptidase activity. Gene Ontology annotation, cellular component: membrane. Lineage: Eukaryota; Metazoa; Chordata; Actinopteri; Osteoglossiformes; Mormyridae. The record is from RefSeq and is a predicted model, not a curated record.
CAGGUGCUGCCAAGAUCACAGCCCAGAAGUGGGUACGAGUUCUUGCUGCUGUCUGUGUUGUCGGGCUGCUCGGCGGGGUUGCUGUUGGAAUGUGGUUUCUAGCAGUUGAAGGGCUUCUUAGGACCGACACAGGUCAGAGCCCGACUGGACUGGGGAAUGCUAAGGAGACAUCCUUCUGCAAUGUGACGGAGGACAUCUCCGCGGCAGACACCAGGAAAGUGUUUUACAGAAUCAGCCCGGAGAACUCCCUCCUGGAGAUCCAGCUGGAGGAGCUGCAGGCCUGGCUGCCCGUUUGCUACGAGAGCUUUAACGCCUCCCUGGGGACGCUGGUUUGCCGGCGCCUGGGCUACCUGAGGUUAACCAAACACAAAGGCGUCAACCUGGGGGACGUCAGACCCGAAUACACACAGGGGUUUCUGCAGAUUACCCCCGAGUAUAAAAACAGUCCGGAGAAUAUUUGGCAAUUCAGUGAGAGCUGCAUAUCUGGCAAGAUCAUAGCCUUGAAAUGCUUCGAGUGUGGGACAUACUCCAAACUGCCAAGGAUUGUCGGGGGGCAUGAGGCCCCGCUGGGCAGAUGGCCCUGGCAGGUCAGCCUCUACUACAAUGAGCAGCACACCUGCGGAGGGUCCAUCAUCACCAGGCUGUGGGUGUUGACUGCUGCACACUGUGUGCACAUGGACGGCCGAUGGCUCAGUGGCUCAGGUUACAGGCUCCCCCCUGGCUGGGUCGUGUAUGCCGGCAUGGUGACCCGAAGCUCAGGCAGGCUGUCCCAGCACACCGGACACUUAGUGGAGAAGAUCAUCUGGAACAAGAACUACAACCACAGGACUCACGACAGCGAUGUUGCCCUGAUGAAACUGAAGACGCCGCUGAAUUUUACCGACACCGUGAGGCCGGUGUGUCUCCCUCGGUAUGAGCAGGAGUUUCCCGGGGGCACACAGUGCUGGGUCUCAGGCUGGGGCCACACCAGCCCAGAUGAUGAUGUCCUUUCCUCUGCUGCAGUUCAUAUCCCUGACACUCUUAAGGAGGCCAUGGUGCCCCUAAUUAGCAUGAAGAAGUGCAACAGCUCCUGCAUGUACAAUGGCGAGAUCACUCCCAGAAUGCUGUGCGCCGGAUACACAGAAGGCAAGGUGGACACAUGCCAGGGGGACAGCGGGGGGCCGCUGGUGUGCCAGGAAGAUGGCAUGUGGAGGCUCGUGGGCGUGAUCAGCUGGGGGACAGGCUGUGCUGAACCCAACCAGCCCGGCGUCUAUAGCAAGGUGGUCGAGUUCCUGGACUGGAUAUACAACACCAUGGAGAGUCACUGAAGAGGACAACGCCAGCGCAUGAAGACCUCAGUGAGGACGGCCGGUUUUUGUGUUCGAUCCAGCAGCACCUGAUUGAGUUCGUGGUGGUGCCUCCCUGCUGAGACGGAGAGGUUUUCUCAGGACAGACUGUCAGGUGACCCAAGAAGCAAGAACUACACCCUGAUGAAGACCGAUGCACCAAACCAGAAAAAAUUACCCUAAAUUAGCAACUGCAAUUUCCUGUAAUCAUUUCUAUUCAUGAAUCACUGAUCUCAUCCUGUCCAGCCUCAGUGCUGUAAUUGUGGGCCAGAUAUGCAAGGAAUUUCCUGAAGUGCAUUAAAGGCAGAAAAAUGUGGAUUUCCCUGUCAUGCCCACAUCGAGCCACGCCCAGGUGGGUCACCUGAUUACCUGUAGCUCAUCCACCUGCCUAUCAUGGAUUAAAAGGACCUGCUUUAUCAAUGAACCUCUUCUUAUCUAUUGAGUAUCCCACUACAUUAUUUGUCUUAUGAUGUGGUUUUGGCUUUUGACUCCUGUCUGUCCCACUGGCUUUCUUGGUUUUUGGUUCUCCUUCAGGCUUAUUUGUCCUGCAUCACAAGAUUCAAGAUUUUUUUUUUCUUAUUAGUCACAUGCAUGAAUGUACUGAUACGCCAGCAGCGAACUCCAGACUGUUCACCGCUUGGAUCCCCCUCCCGUCCAGUCAUUACACUUACUUUGUAUUUCCUGUGAAAAGAUCCUAGUUGUGGUGAUAUUUUAUUUUCAACAGUUAUGAAUGUAUGUAUGAUUCUUUUAUAUUUCAUUGUAACUGUGAAGACACAGGUUAUUUAAUAAUAAUCAAAUAUAUUUUAUAAAUAUUGGUCAAAUAUCCUGGUACAUUUUAGGAUUGAAGAAACU